AUGAACGAUACCACCACCACGCCCAAUUUCUGUGACUGGCGCGUCGAACUCUACGGAUGUGUGAUGUCCGAACUAUGGGUCACUGAGGUGACCAUAUCACUAGUCAGCUACGCCCUCCUUUCCUUCUCUGGCACCUUCGUGUUCUUAUACCGUUACAAGUACAUGUGGCAAGGGUUGUUUGUCGAUCAUGGAAAUGGUAUACGUCCGUUACCCGUCGACUGUUUAUUGUUCUUUUGGACCAUUGGGUGUUAUUUCCGGACCUUACACUCGUUGUUUAUGUUGCUGAAUGUGUACACCCACUAUUGGCAACGUGAGAUGAUGCAAGAAAGCGGAUGGACCAUACUCUGCUACGGUGCGGUUUGCUAUAUUGUUGGAAUCAUAUACACAAUUCCUGCAAACUACACACACGGGGCACGUGCCGUUAUAAAAAUUGAAAGCAAGAAGUCUGAACCUCAAAAAUAUUCUACUUCCCGAGACAUCUAUUUACCAACUCCUACACAACUAAACUGGUUGCUUGCCAUUUGGUGUUUGUAUCCCACGCUAACUGUCUUCCCUUUCUCUAUUCUUUCCGGAAUCUCCCGGGAUCACGGUGAUAUCACCGCUGCAAAUCGAUGGACCAGCGCUCAGUACAUUGCUUACUUCAUUCACGAUACCAUACUUGCAUUGUCCGGUGCAUAUUAUGGAAUAAACUUUAUGCUAAUCCUCAGAAGCUCCAUGAAACAGUUCAAUCGUUCCUCCACCUCCUAUCACCGAUCCAAGAAUGGUACACGCGAGGCACUCGACCGACUCAAGUACACCAUGACCUACAUCGCCGUGUUACCACUCAUCUCCGGUCCAUGGUGGGGAAUUUACGGAAUCUACCAUGAUCGUAUCAUCUCCUCAAUCAACGGAGUGAACCUGUUCUUGUCGUUCAUGUGGCACAUCGCCGGAGUGCAACCCCUGAUUGUCGUGGUGCAGUACGUGUUGGCGAAACGUGUCUACCAGCAUUACACCGGAAAGCUACCGAGCUCGAAUGAUGGAUCGUCAACGCAAUCUAGCACGGCGCAUGAGGUCACCGAUCAUCGGGCCGCAGUGACCAGAAGUCCGACGACCGUGGUUAACGUGAGCACCAUAGUCACGACAAAGACCGACGAUCAAUCGGCAUUUGCUGGUAGUACAAACUCGUCGGAAGUGUAA
This is a messenger RNA of Acaulospora morrowiae, 1176 nucleotides long. The record is from the annotation of a GenBank genome assembly. NCBI's taxonomy places the organism in Eukaryota, Fungi, Glomeromycota, Glomeromycetes, Diversisporales, Acaulosporaceae.